AUGGGAGGGUUCGUGGCCGAGGUCUACAGCGACCAAGAGAACGAGUUCCUCAAGCAGAUGAUGAGAGACCACGGUUCCAAGACCAUCUGGCUGGGAGCUGACGAUCUGAUCAUUGAAGGGAAAUGGUACUGGGCUACCUCUGGCACCUCUGUGGAUGAGUACUCUGACUGGGCACCUGGCCAACCCGACUCAACCGCCACUGGUGACGAGAACUGCAUGGAGUUCAACCUGGAGUCCUUCGGUGGUCAUUGGAAUGACGACGAGUGCGACCACCACCAGCGCUUCAUCUGCCAGAAGUACAUCACUGCUGACGUCAUUGGCUAG
Messenger RNA from Aplysia californica (California sea hare), 324 nucleotides. Its product is annotated as perlucin-like. Lineage: Eukaryota; Metazoa; Mollusca; Gastropoda; Aplysiida; Aplysiidae. The transcript is spliced from 2 exons. The record is from RefSeq and is a predicted model, not a curated record. Bases 1 to 324 code for a protein of 107 amino acids.